Molecule: messenger RNA, 3208 nt
Organism: Rubroshorea leprosula
Lineage: Eukaryota; Viridiplantae; Streptophyta; Magnoliopsida; Malvales; Dipterocarpaceae
Source: the annotation of a GenBank genome assembly
AGAGUUGCAGAGACAAUAGCCACAAAAGCCUUUGUGUUGAAAAUGAAAAUGCAAGGGAUAAUCUCCUAUGCAAUCUGUUAUCAAGCCCUUCUGCUCUUGCUUUUCCAAAUUCUAAGUUCCCAAUCUAGAACAAAUGCCACUCCAACUUUUAGCGGAAAUGCAACCGAUCAUCUGGCCUUGAUAGCCUUCAAGUCCAAGAUUUCAAAUGAUCCUCAAGGGAUUUUGAAGUCCUGGAACGAUUCUAUCCACUUUUGCUGGUGGGCAGGCAUCACUUGCAGUCAUAGACGACACAGAGUCACCAUCUUGGACCUAUCAUCCAGAGGCUUGAUGGGUUCUUUAUCUCCUUCCAUAGGGAACUUGAGCUUUCUUCGUGAGAUUAGACUUUCAAAUAACAGCUUUCAUGGGGAUAUUCCACCUGAAAUCGGACGUUUAUUCAGAUUACAGCUGCUAAAUCUGAGUUACAAUUCCUUUGAAGGAAAGCUCCCAUCCAACUUGUCUAGUUGCUCCAACCUCAAUGUCCUCCAGUUUGGUGACAACAAGUUCGCAGGAAAACUUCCAGUGGAGCUUGCUUCCAUGAUUCCAGAUGCCCUAGGUCGAUUGAGAAGCUUAAGAUUUCUUGGACUCGGAGGAAAUAACCUCUCCGGUAAGAUCCCCCCAUCAAUCUAUAAUCUUUCUAUCCUUUCCAUUUUUUCCUUGGCUGACAAUGAACUGGAAGGAGAUGUUCCAUGGGACAUUGGGCUCACCCUUCCUCAUCUAACAUGGUUACAAAUAUGGGGAAACUCUUUUAGGGGGCAAAUUCCAGUAACACUAUCCAAUGCUUCAAAACUAGAAUAUAUUGAAUUGGAGAAAAAUAAUUUCUCUGGUAAAGUAACAGUUCCUUUUGGGCAUCUUCAACAGCUUUCAUUCUUGAAUUUGGGUGAAAAUCAUCUAGGAAGUGGUGAACCUGAUGAAAUGCACUUUUUCAGUUCUUUGGCCAAUUGUAGCAAUCUAGAAAGAUUAGGUCUUGGGGGUAAUAAGUUAUCGGGAAGAUUGCCUGAUUCUAUAGCCAAUCUCUCUACCAAUCUAAUGGGACUUAACCUUGGAGAUAAUAACAUAUUUGGAGAAAUCCCUUCAGGAUUAGAAAAUCUUGUAGGCCUUAAUUGGUUUGCAGUAGGAAACAAUCAGCUUAUUGGAAAAAUUCCAAGAGAAAUAGGCCUGCUUAAACAACUACAGCUUAUAGAUCUUAGCAAGAAUAAAUUCUCAGGAGAAAUUCCAGAUUCUUUCAGAAAUUUAACAUUAUUGUAUGAGCUUGAUCUUGAUUACAACAAGUUAAAUGGUAGUAUCCCAUCAAGCCUUGGGAACUGCCAGAAUUUGAUUUCAUUGACCAUCAAUGAUAAUGACCUCAGCGAUUCCAUACCCAAAGAACUUUUCAGCAUUUCUUCUCUGAGUAGACUAGAUGUAUCUGAGAACAAGCUCUCUGGAAAAAUCCCAAGUAGCCUGAGUGGUUGCACCAGCCUUGAGAUCCUUAAACUGGAGAAAAACGAGUUUCAGGGCAACAUUCCUCCAUCUUUAAGCUCUAUGAGAGGAAUUCGAGCAAUUGAUCUCUCUUGCAACAACUUGACUGGUAAUAUCCCUCAAUACAUGGAAAAACUGGCAUUGGAGUAUUUGAAUCUUUCUUUCAAUAAUUUGGAAGGAGAGGUUUCAACAGAAGGCAUCUUUGCAAAUGCAAGUGUGGUGUUUGUUGGAGGAAACAAGAAACUUUGUGGGGGAAUUGCUCAGCUUGGGUUGCCCAAAUGCAACAGCAAACAAGGAGACAGAGGAAAACUUUCACCAGUGAUGACAAUAACAAUAGUUGUCUCCAUUACAUGUGCAAUUAUAGGAGUAAUUGUUGUGUCUUUCUUCCUGUUUGGCUGGUCUAAAAGGAAAAACAAAGGCCAAUCUUCUGGAUCUUUAAUGAGGGAGCCAUUUAGGCAACUUUCUUAUGAAGCUAUCCUCCAAGCAACUGAUGGGUUUUCUUCAACAAAUUUAAUCGGCAAAGGAAGCUUUGGUUCUGUCUAUAAAGGAGUUCUUCAAGAAGAUGGAACUAAUGUUGCAGUCAAAGUGCUUGAUCUUGAGCAUCGAGGAGCUUUCAAGAGUUUCUUAGCAGAGUGUGAAGCCUUAAGCAACAUUCGUCAUCGGAACCUUGUGAAGAUCGUAACUUCUUGCUCCAGUAUUGAUUUCAAAGGCAAUGAUUUCAAGGCUUUGAUUUAUGAGUUGAUGGCCAAUGGAAGCCUGGAAAACUGGCUGCAUUCAUCUGUUCAGGAAACAAAUAAUGGCCAAUCCAAAGUCCAGAGUCUUAAUCUUUUGCAGAGGAUAAGCAUUGCUAUUGAUGUUGCUUCCGCUCUUGACUACCUUCAUCACCAUUGCUUGAAUCCAAUCGUUCAUUGUGAUUUGAAGCCGAGCAACGUUCUCCUGGACAAUGACAUGACGGCUCAUGUCGGAGAUUUUGGGCUUGCAAGAUAUUUUUCAGAGCUAAGAAUGCCAAAUGCAAGUAGCUCCGUUGGAGUGAGGGGAACAAUUGGGUACACUGCUCCAGAAUAUGGCAUGGGAAGUGAGGUUACAGUGCAGGGGGAUGUAUACAGUUAUGGAAUUCUAGUGUUGGAGAUGAUGACAGGAAAGAGACCAACAGACAGCCUCUUUGAAGGUGGCCUUAACCUUCAUAACUAUGCCAAAACAGCCUUACCUGAUCAGGUUAUGGAGAUUGCAGACCCAAAACUCCUACAUGAAGCUCAAGCAGCUACCAUUAACAGUCAGAUUCGUGUUCAGGCACGGUAUAACAGCCUAAGGGAUUGUUUGAUCUCUAUGAUUAGAAUUGGCGUGGCAUGUUCCGUGGAGUCACCUCAAGACCGUAUGACCACAAGUGCUGUUCUCACUGAGCUGCAUAUGAUAAGGAACAAUCUUCUACGAAGCCAAGCACACUACUAGCAUAUCUCUAGGCUCUGGGUCUGAAUGUUAUUCUAUAUAUUCAGUUAUGAAAUAAGUGAAAUGUUUUUCUUUCUUUCUUUUUAUUUUUUUCUUCGGUUUGUGAGAAGCAAGGAAAGCUGAAAAGUGUGUCGACUCGAAUCAUGUUAUAUAAUGUUUAUAAAUUCUGUUUGCUCAUCUCAGCUUCUACGGUGUUCUGGGGAUCUCCUCCCUUCACCACUUGGGUUUUGCUUGUCUCUCAUGAGCUCCCACCAUGGCUGUUUAUAGC